Molecule: messenger RNA, 604 nt
Organism: Gordionus sp. m RMFG-2023
Lineage: Eukaryota; Metazoa; Nematomorpha; Gordioida; Chordodea; Parachordodidae
Product: NADH dehydrogenase [ubiquinone] 1 alpha subcomplex subunit 13-like
Exons: 4
Coding region: 95-544 (149 amino acids)
Source: RefSeq, a predicted model, not a curated record
UCUGUCACAAGAUGUUUAACAAGUUAUCAAUUUUCUUAUCUUAGCAAAAUAGCUGUAGAAAUAAUAUGAAAUUAUGAAAUAGUGCUUCUCGCAAAUGGUAGUAACUUAUAAACAAGAUAUGCCACCUGAUGGUGGUUAUAAGUUUACCACAUUUGUUCGGCAACCUGGUGUUAAGAAAUAUAAUGGGUGGUUUUGGUUGGGAACUUAUGCACUUAGUCAAUUAUUUACAGUGUUUGCCCUUCAAAAAAAUAAAGAAUAUAAACAAUUAUUACUAUCUGAUAUUAAUGAUGCUAAGAUAUCAUUAAUGCCAUUAUAUGCUGCUGAAAAUGAUAGAUUGUUUUUGAGACACUUAAAAAAUAAGUUUCAAGCUGAAAAAGAAUUAAUGAAAGAUAUUCCUGAUUGGGAGACUGGUAAAUUAUACAAGGAAAAAAUUUACAAAACACUCCCUCCCAAUGAAUAUUUCCCUCCAAAUUAUGAAGAAUUUUAUAAUCUUUCUACAACAAAUGCUUAUGGUUCAGAUGCAUAUUUUGAUAUCCUUCAUUAAGAUAUGUAAAUUAAUUUUUUCAAUAUAUUUAUUGUAUGUUAUUAUGGAUUUUAUAUUUAG